Messenger RNA from Paramecium sonneborni, 827 nucleotides. NCBI's taxonomy places the organism in Eukaryota, Ciliophora, Oligohymenophorea, Peniculida, Parameciidae. The record is from the annotation of a GenBank genome assembly.
UAAAAUGAAGGCAUUGAAUUUUUUAUAAGAAAAAGCAGAGCAAGAAGGCACUGGAUUUAUUCCAUUUAAAGAUGAAAGAGAUGAAUUAGGAAAUCUAAAGGGAUUAACGAAAAGAAGUCUUUCAAGGGGAAAUAAUAAAAAAAGCGAACACAUUAUUGAUAGAACAACAUCCAAUACUUCAAAAACAUCUUAAAGGUUGAUAUAUAAAAAAUUAAAUAAAUAGAAAUAAAAAAGUAAGAUUUCUAAAAGAAAUUUACUCAACACAUGGAAAUUCUGAUUGGUGUAGUUUAACAAAUUUACGUAAGCUAGAUAAAAAGUUUUAAUUGAAUAUCGAAACAGAGUUUUAAGUUCAAAAACCACUAACAGGUUUAAACUAAAAGUUAUAAUUCAAUGAUGGAAUUGUUAGAAAGUUUACUACAAACAUUUGCAAUUCACCAAGACUUGGAAAAAAAUAAAAAACUGAAAAUUAUAUUCCCCCCUUAGGAUAUUAUCAACCUUAAGAAAUUUUAAAAAGAUAACCGAUGCUUGUAUUCAUGGAUCAAUAAAUUUCAAAUAGCAAUAGAUUAUCCUAACAUAAAUUUAGUAGAACAGAGGCAUCUACUGCUUAACCUGGACUUAGAUUAAAAUUAUCACCAAAUAAACACUCUCCAGUUCCUUAAGAAAUAUUAGAGAAAGCUUUUAAGACAGAGAGAAUCAUUACUUAAUAAAAAUACAAAUAUGUUCCUUAAAUGAUUGAUGAAAAAAAUCUCGACAAUAUAACAGCUAGAAUUAAUUGCAUAAGAUAAAAAAUAUUGCAUUCAAAAAUGAACAGUAUAUCGAAUCAAUGA